AUGGAACACGCGCGACCGCCGGCGGAAUUGUGUUUGGAAGGAGGUCCAUCUAAUCGGGCCGAUACGUGGCGUAAGUGGUUACGUCAGUUUCGAGUUUUCUUGAAAGCAUCAGGAGUUCAUAAAGAGGCCAGUGAUGUACAAGCUAGUUUGUUAAUUAAUUUAGUGGGAUCAGAGGGAUAUGAUAUUUACACUACAUUCAAGUUUAAUUCCGAGGAUGAGAAAGAAAAUAUAGAAAAAGUAAUCGAAAAAUUUGAUAAUCAUUUUGGGACAAAAACGAAUACGACUAUGGUGCGGUUUAAAUUCUUCACAAGAUGUCAAGAAGUCGGUGAGAGUAUCGACGAUUACGUCACUGCACUCAAACUACUAAGCCAGCGCUGCGAGUUUGAACAACUAGAGGAUAGCUUACUGCGGGAUCGAAUCGUGUGCGGUAUCAUAGAUAUUCCAGUACGAGAUCGGUUGCUACGCACAGAUGACUUAACACUAGAAAAAGCAAUAAAAAUUUGUCAAGCCAAUGAAAUGUCUAACGACGGCGAGAAACAGAUCGAGGGGAUAAAAUAUGAAACCCUAAAAUGUUCAUCAGUGAGCAGCACUCGAAGAGGACGACCGGAUAUGCGUCGCGGAACGAGGGACGCGAGUCGCAGGCACUCGCCCCGCCGCUGGCGCGCCGCGGCGGGCGACGGCCGCGGCCGAGCCGCCGCCGGAGCGAGCGGCGGGCCGGCUGCGUGGACAGCGCCGGCCGCGAGGUCCUGCGACGCUUGCGGCUCUACUCACUGUGACGGAAGUGAUCGUUGUGUGGCGCGUAAAGUGAAGUGCUUCAUAUGUGGUGGCAAGGGUCAUUACAAAGUUAUGUGUCCGACGCGUAGGUAUAAAAAAGUGUAUGAACUCAGUGAUAAUCCUCCGGAUUACAGUGGCAGUGAAAAUGACUUGUAUUAUAUUUCGUCUGUUGAAAGCAUCGACGCAAUAGUACAAAGCGAGGAUUCCAAAUGGUACGAAACUCUUUAUUUAUCCCAGACUGGCAGUGGACAUCGUUUUAAACUAGAUACCGGGUCCGACUUAAAUUUGUUAUCAAGAAAUAACUAUUCUAAAUUAGGUUUGUCUUUGUCAAAUAUUCUACCUGACAAUACGCGUGCCAGGUCGGUUUGUGGUAGUUACUUAUCUAUAAUGGGUUGUUGCACAAUUGAUUGGACAUAUAAAGGUACUGAACACAAAUUGAAAUUUAUAAUAUCGGACCAAACGUGUCAAAGUAUUUUGGGAAAACAUGCUGUAGAAAAAAUAGGUUUAAUUAAAAGAGUAUAUUCUUUAGACAUAAAUAAAUAUUAUGAGUUGUUUCAUGGAUUAGGUAAAUUGCCUGGUACGUAUUCUAUUCCAAUUGAGAGUGAUGCGAACCCUUGCAUUUGCCCUGUUAGAAAAAUACCACUAGGAGUGAGAGACCAACUUAGAGAGGAAUUGGAUCGCAUGGAAAAUUUGGGUGUAAUACGGAAGGUAUACCAUCCCACUUCGUGGGUUAAUGGUAUAGUCAUAGCAGCAAAAAAAGAUGGCAGCAUCAGGGUGUGCCUUGACCCGCGACCUCUAAAUCGUGUCAUAAAACGACAACAUUAUCCUUUACCCACCCUCACUGAAAUAGCCACCAAGUUAAAUGGUGCGCGGUAUUUCAGUAAAUUGGAUGCUAAAUCGGGGUUCUGGAUGAUUCAACUAGAUGACAGUAGCGCUGACUUGUGCACAUUCGGUACACCGUUCGGCAGGUAUCAGUAUAUGCGUCUGCCGUAUGGUAUAAAUUCUGCGUCUGAAAUAUUUCACGCCAGAGUGCGGCAGCUGCUGGAAGACCUAAUCGGUGUAGAUUCAUUUAUUGAUGACGUCAUAGUGUGGGGAGCCACUAAAGAGGAACAUGACAGUCGUCUAGAAUGUCUUCUUGAAAGAGCAAGGAAAGUGGGAAUAAAAUUUAAUUCCGAAAAGUGUGAAUUUUGUGUCAAUGAGGUAACGUACCUGGGACAUACCUUUAAUGCACAGGGGAUGAAAAUAGAUGCAUCAAAAUUGAAAGCGAUCAUGGAUAUGCCGAAUCCAUCGGAUCGUCAGGCAUUGGAGAGAUUUUUAGGCAUGGUUAAUUAUGUCAGUAAAUUUAUUUCUAAUUAUUCUGAAAAGGUUACUUCCUUACGGAAUUUGUUAAAAAAGGAUAUAGAAUGGAGUUGGGGCCCGUGCGAAGAUCAAGUAGUGAAUGAAUUAAAACGCGCUCUGUGCAGCGCGCCCGUUCUGGCGCUAUACGAGCCGCGCGAGCCGGCCGUGCUGUCUGUUGACGCGAGCGCGCGAGCGCUCGGCGCCGUGCUGUUGCAGGCCGGCCGGCCCGUCGAGUUCGCCUCCAUGACGCUCACUGACACGCAGCAAAGGUAUGCUCAAAUAGAAAAAGAGAUGCUGGCUAUUGUCUUCGCCCUAGAAAGAUUCCAUCAGUACAUUUUUGGAAAGAGCGAUAUCACCGUCGAGACUGAUCACAAACCACUGGAGGCCCUUUUUAAAAAACCUUUGGAAUCGGUACCUGCCAGAUUGCAACGUAUGAUGCUAGUUCAAAGAUACGAUUUUCAAGUGCAGUAUAAGCCAGGUAAAUACAUGUUCGUAGCGGACACUUUAUCCAUGGCUUUACCGGAUUUGCUGCAUGACAAAAUAACCGAAGAAAUAGAAGAACAGACGUGCUUUCUGGUGGAAAAUCUCAGAUUUAGCAGUGAUAGAUUAAAUUCGCUUAAAGUACACACAGAAAAAGACCAGGAGUGUCAAAUUUUAAUAAAUUAUAUAAUGAAUGGGUGGCCCCGAAAUAAAUAUGAUAUGAAGGAAUGCACACGCAUUCAUUGGAGCUACAGGGAGGCAUUCGAAUAUGUGAACGGAGUGCUCCUAGUGCAAGCGGCGGGCGCGGGACGUGAUGUUCUGGGCGGGGAUGUCGCGCGACGUGGAGCGCGGCGUGCGCGGCGCCGGGUGUGCGCGGAGCACGCGCCGCGGCCCCCGCGCGAGCCCCUGCGGCCGCACACCAUCCCGAGUCUGCCGUGGGCUAAAGUCGGCUCCGACAUAUUUGAAGUCAAUAAAAAGUACUAUCUAGUUCUUGUAGACUACUUCUCCAAUUUUGUAGAACUGUGUCCCCUGUCCAAUAUCACUUCGAAACAAGUGAUAUUAGCAAUGAGGGAUCAAUCACAUGCAUACCCCAGGAAUUGUUUUCCGAUAAUGGCCCAGCAUAUGCAUCAAAAGAGUUUAAAGCGUUUGCGACAAAAUGGGGAUUUACGCACACAACCUCAUCACCAAAUUACCCUCAGUCCAAUGGCCGCAGUGAACGUGCAAACUGCUCCAAGAGAUGGUGUCUCCAGUCCCGCCCAGCUCCUUAUGGGCAGAAGGUUGAAUACGCGACUUCCGUGUCAUGAUAGCAAGUUGAUGCCAGAGAGAGACAAUUCACAUGAUUAUAAAAGUUUAAUCCGAAACCAACGUCGCUCUAAGGAAUGGUAUGACAUAAACACCCGAGAGCUUCCAGAGCUGGUGACCGGCGACAGGGUGGUAACUGUGGACGGUACUCGCAGGGAACGUGCACGCGUCGUCGAUCGUGCAUCUCAGCCACGGUCUUACUUCGUGAUGGACAGUGCAGGUAGAUUGCUGCGUAGAAAUCGUAGGCAUCUUAUUAAGCUGCAUCCCACUGUUUCGGCUCCAACUGCGUCAUCGCAACAGAUGACGAGUGAGGACGGCGAUAAUCAAGACGGGUCUUAUGACAAUCAAUCUUCCGAAAAUUCAGAGGCGUAUAAUUCCUGUGACGAUCUUGAUGGCAAAAACGUGCAAACCUCUCCAUCUCCACGGCUGGAAAGGGCAGCUGCAAAACUUGCUAAAGAAAAAAUAAAAGGGCUAAAAAUUUAA
Molecule: messenger RNA, 3876 nt
Organism: Achroia grisella
Lineage: Eukaryota; Metazoa; Arthropoda; Insecta; Lepidoptera; Pyralidae
Exons: 3
Coding region: 1-3876 (1291 amino acids)
Molecular function (GO): zinc ion binding; nucleic acid binding
Source: RefSeq, a predicted model, not a curated record